Micropterus salmoides (largemouth bass) is the source of this 2926-nucleotide messenger RNA. RefSeq names its product GRB2 associated binding protein 3 (gene gab3). Bases 69 to 1853 code for a protein of 594 amino acids. The transcript has 10 exons. The record is from RefSeq and is a predicted model, not a curated record. Lineage: Eukaryota; Metazoa; Chordata; Actinopteri; Centrarchiformes; Centrarchidae.
GUCAGUGUGAUCAAUUUUCUUGACUUCCUUCUUUUGGAGUGGCUAGGCUGAAUACCAGAACACAGGAUAUGCUUCGCAGUGCUCUCAGUUUCUCAACAGCAGCAGCAGCAGAAGCAGCAGCAGCAGGCGUGAGGACGACACACUCUGCAGUCAAGAUGAGUGCUGGGGAUGUAGUCUGCACCGGCUGGCUCAUUAAAUCCCCCCCGGAGAAGAAACUAAAGAGAUUUGCAUGGAGGAAACGCUGGUUUGUGCUUCGAAGAGGUCGCAUGAGUGGUAAUCCUGAUGUGCUGGAGUACUAUCAGAGUAAGAACUCCAAAAAGCCAAUCCGCACCAUUGAUCUGAAAGAGUGCGAGGUCGAAAUGCUGAACGGGCAACUCAGGAUAAAGCGAGACUUCAAUGGAAAGCACCUCUUUGUGGUGAAGACCUCAGCUCGCAUUUUUUACCUGGUGGCCAAAACUGAAGAAGAAAUGAACGGCUGGAUCAGUAGCAUCAGUCAAAUUUGCCAGUUUGGGAGCCUGGAGGAUGCAGAGAGCUCAGAAGAAGGCUUUCCUCACACCCCCACCUCCCUUCAGCCGUCACCUGACAUCUCUGACCGAGCGUCUUUAUCAAGCCAACUAGAUUCCAGUCAUCCACCGGACUACCUCUUUCUCUCACAGUGUGAGACAGGGAGUGUAAGCACUAGACAUGACAGCUUUUCAAACUCUGACAUCUCUCUGGAGCAGAAGUCAUCAGACAAUGCUGUCAAGGAUAUUGUCCCCUCACCUCUUUACAACGAUUCCUCCUCAUCCUCCAUCACUCUUGCUGACUCCAGUCCAUCUCUUUUCCUCCAAGGAAGGUUGACAAACCCUCCUUUCAGCGCUCCAUGCACCUCCAUGGCUUUACCAUCAUCCUCCACCUCUCCACUACGUCACUGUGCCGCAAGUGUCUUUCAGUUUGACAAACCUUAUCAUUCUGCGUCGCUUGAGGCAACGGGGGACAGACAAACACCUCCUUUGCUGCCGCCCAAGCCUAAUCACCGUCCAGAGCAGCUAAGUGAUGAAGUAGCUCACAGGCCAAGGGUAAUGACUGCUCGGCCUUUCUCAAGCCACACUGCAUUUUUUCCCCGGAGGACUUCUCUGUCAAGCCUGGACCAUUUCAGAAUAGGAGAUGCUGAUAGCAGAUCAGCGAGGAACAGGAGGCAGAGUCUUAAUCUGCCUUGUUUAAAUACCAUACGAGUUCAAAGCUACCAGGACGAGUCAUAUGUCCCCAUGGCUUCCCCUUCUCCCUCUGUUACCACUGGUGAUUGUGAUGGAUAUAUCCCCAUGAGCCCUGGGGCAUUCAAUUUCCACAAUACAAGCUGCAAUGUUGAAUCCUCCACAACCCUCAGCCCACUAAUGUGCAAACCUGGAGAUCUUGCACCACCUCCAAUUCACCGGCAUCUCAAGCCAAUUUUAAGGAGAGCUCGACCCCCACCUCUUGACUUGAGAGGCCUCUCUACAAUCACAGAAUGUCCCACUCAUCUUCCUUUGAGCAGAACAAUGACUGAACAUUGCUUUUCAGUGAACUGUUUACCUGAAAGAAGACUUGAGAAUGCGGACAAUCCAAGACUUGAUGACACAAACUGCACUGCUAUGGAGUCAAUUCAACCGUCCUAUCUCACCUUUGACGGAGUAGUUCAACCCUGGGCGAGAAGAUCAAACCUUGACUAUCUGUCACUAGAUUUCAAUUCUGCAUCCCCCUCUCCUGUGCAGAAGCAGAAGCCCUUUCUGUCUGAUGAGUACAAAGUGGAUUACGUGCAAGUGGAUGAGAAGAAGACUCAGGCACUGCAAAGCACCAAAAUGGAGUGGACAGAUGUCCGGCAGUCAAAAACAUGAAUGGAAAAUACACGAUGAAAAAAUCAGGAACACUUGGUUUCAAGAAGACCAACAAUAACACCAGCACGGAGGACAAUUAUGAAGAGGACCAAAAACUAUGUACAAGCACUUUUAAAAAUCAGUAUUAAAUAAAAUAAAAGCACAAGCGUCAGUAAGCAGUUACUGUAGGUGCUUGUUUGAAGGUUGGAAACACAAUAUUUCACUGUAAAAACAUAUUUAACUCUCAGUAAAUCUGUACUGUAUAUAAUACCAGAUUGUGCUCUAUGUCACAAUGACUUUAACUGUAGCACAAGUUUUACCAAAAUUUUGAAAACAGCAACAUAUUGUUAAAAGAAUUCUGUGUGACUUGCUGUAAAUGUAAUUGUGAGUAAUUGUGACUGUAAAGAAGAAGAAUAUUUUAAUCAUAAAAUGUUUUAUAUAUAUAUAUUUCUCUUUCAUAAAGGGCAUAAAAUGACUCAAAACGAUUUCUCUACAACCUAUGCAGCAUUCCUUUAGUGUUUGCAAUGUUUUCAUGUUACUGAAAUAGCAGUGCAUUAAACAUUCAACACUCUGAGAACAGCACACUUUUGCUUUAUAACUUUUAUGUCUGUGUCUAAAAUGUUGGGGGGGAGGGGGGUGAAGGCUUUUAUUUCAAGUGUGCAAGUGAAACUGCUACUCUGCACCCUACCAAGCGGUAUCUAUAAAGAUUCAGGCAGGAAGUUAUGGAAAUUAUUUCACGUAUAUAUCCCCACAAACCUUGAUUUGAAAAUGUUAUCUUUGGUUAUACUGAUUUUAAGACAGAGGACUAUUUUUUUGUGACUAACCUUUUCCUGCUUCUAGCUAAAUAUUACAUCCAUGAGUCACAGUUCAGUUGAAGCAAACCAUCAAACACUGUUUUCAUGAUCACUGUCAAAAAUUAUAAUUGAAAUAAUUUAUAUUUUUUAUCCAUUUCCUUUACACCAAAUGUCUUUUUUCUCACACAUUUUUAUUUAUUGUGUUUUUGAUUAUUUAUUUAAUUAUAUGUGUCAUUUGUCUUAUGCCUUCCCUUCUGAAAUGUUAUGCUUAUGCUCUGAAUAAAGUUUAUAUAAAAAAAA